GCGACCCCAUCUCUGCCCGUGCCUUCUCCUCCUCAAACUCCUCUGCGUGUUCCAAAGUCCACCAUCUGGACACGGAUCAUGGAAGGAUCGAGGAUGAAGUUGCAACGGUUGACAUUGCCGUGACUAAGCCCCUACCAUGUGGAUCCCGCAACGCGGUCUCGCAUUCAUACAUGUUGUCUAUCAAAGCAAAGUCGCCGUCGAAUUCCUCCAGCAGCACCCCAAUAACGCGGCCGUUCUCUGUGAGGUGGACUUGGAAUGUAAUAAGCCCAUCUCUCGAUUCUGCUAUUUACACUCAUGUAUUAUCUGUUCUCAACCUUUAUCAACUUGCACGGGGUUGACAUCGCGGGCAGGGGAAUUGGCACAAUGCGACCGCCAGUUCGAGCGCCAAUCCAACCUGCAAUGCGAUGUGAUAGAUCCGGAGGAUACCAUAUCGCGUAACUACUGUGCCAAACACCUGCCAAAAGAAAGCAAGGCCAUGACGAAAUACAUGGCAAGCCAGGAGCGCCAUGAGCAACACAGGUGCGCCUGAAAGAUGGCUAUGCCGUUGAUUCAUGUAGUCGCGGCGUUGUUAUCUUCUUUACUGAGGAUAGUUGCCUGUUGAUUAGUUUGUAUUCUGCAUGUAACGGAACUAUAGUGGUGGAAGGAUUAGGG
Aaosphaeria arxii CBS 175.79 is the source of this 651-nucleotide messenger RNA. RefSeq lists its product as uncharacterized. NCBI's taxonomy places the organism in Eukaryota, Fungi, Ascomycota, Dothideomycetes, Pleosporales. The record is from RefSeq and is a predicted model, not a curated record. The coding region runs from base 137 to 529 and encodes 130 amino acids. The transcript is spliced from 2 exons.